Molecule: messenger RNA, 540 nt
Organism: Capsicum annuum
Lineage: Eukaryota; Viridiplantae; Streptophyta; Magnoliopsida; Solanales; Solanaceae
Product: cytokinin dehydrogenase 3-like
Exons: 1
Molecular function (GO): oxidoreductase activity; flavin adenine dinucleotide binding
Source: RefSeq, a predicted model, not a curated record
CUUCAAAUUUUCUUCUUUCUAGCUGUCUUCAUUCUCCAUAUAUUAAAAAAUAUGUCUAAGUUUUUUCUAUCCUAUAGUUAUAAGCUCAUUAUUUUCUUUAUUUUGAGUCAUUUAAUGUCCAUUUUAGGAAAAUUAAAGCCAUGGAAUCCUUCAAUUCCUUAUGAAAUUCUUUCUCUUAAUAUUUCAUCUAAACUUAGUACAAAUUCUGAUGAUAUUAUAUCAUCUUCCAAAGAUUUUGGAAAAAUUAUUCAAAAUAUUUUUCCAGCUGCUGUUCUUUAUCCUUCUAAUGUUAAUGACAUAAUUGACCUCAUUAAAUUUUCUUAUGACCUUUCUGUCCCUUUUCAUGUAGCAGCUAAAGGUCAUGGACAUUCCAUUAGAGGUCAAGCCAUGGCACAAAAUGGGGUUAUUGUGGAAAUGAAAUCUUUAAAUAAUAAUAAUAAUAAUAAUAAUAAUAAUAAUAAUAGGAAUUAUGGAAUUAGGGUUUCUUGGGAUUCGGAAUUAGGGUUUUACGCGGAUGUUGGAGGUGAACAGUUAUGGAUU